This is a messenger RNA of Exophiala viscosa, 1124 nucleotides long. Its product is annotated as transmembrane adaptor Erv26. Gene Ontology annotation, molecular function: COPII receptor activity. The record is from RefSeq and is a predicted model, not a curated record. The transcript has a single exon. The coding region runs from base 176 to 883 and encodes 235 amino acids. Gene Ontology annotation, biological process: endoplasmic reticulum to Golgi vesicle-mediated transport. NCBI's taxonomy places the organism in Eukaryota, Fungi, Ascomycota, Eurotiomycetes, Chaetothyriales, Herpotrichiellaceae. Gene Ontology annotation, cellular component: COPII-coated ER to Golgi transport vesicle; endoplasmic reticulum membrane; Golgi membrane.
CUCCAAAGUAAAAGUGACAGCUAAUCUAUUCCCUUGGAUUCUCAAAACCCACCCACGACCACACCACAGUAUGCCCAUCCCCUCCGCUGCAGUGAUAGUCUGGCGGUCGUCCUCCUCCCCAACCCGAUAAACGAUAGUCGUACCCCCAGUGCGCAACACGCGAAGUCGCACGAACAUGUACAUCCUCCCCCUCCUAGGAUACCUAGGCCUAGUCCUAGGCUUCGGCUUCCUCACCCUCAGCAUCGCAUCGGGCCUCUACUACCUCUCCGAACUGGUCGAAGAAUAUAGCGUCUUCUCAGCCAAACUCCUCCAGCGGCUGAUCUACUGCGUUGUUGCCGCUCAAGUCCUCCUCUGGCUAGUCGACGGGUUCCCAUGGUACCUUACUCUCCUCGGAGUCGCCAGCCACGGUGUCUACGCAACGAAUCUGCGGCACUUCCCCAUCGUUAAACUCUCCGACCCGUUCUUCAUCGCGAGUUGCGUCCUGGUCAUUGUCAAUCAUUGGCUGUGGUUCCGACAUUUCAGCGCCCCUACAGGGUAUAGAGGGAUUCCCAGUAGUAGGAGGGAUUGGUAUUCGACACCGGCGUACGACCAGCCUACAUUUACUGAGAUCGCGUCGUAUUUCGGGCUGUGUGUCUGGUUCGUGCCGUUUGCCCUGUUUGUCAGUCUGAGCGCUGGGGAGAACGUCUUGCCGAGUAUGGGGUCGGAGUACGCGACGGGAGAAAGAGAAGGUGUUGGGUUUGCAAAAGGCCACAGGAGGAAGAAUACUCAUACUGGCAUGGCGAAAGCUGCUGUCGAUGGUGCAAGAGAAUGGGUUACCGAGACAGGUGCAGUUAUGGGUCUGUGGCAGGCAGAUAACGUGCGAAGGACUAGGGGUUUUGAUUGAACAAAUGAAGUACGGACAGAGUUUUACCAAGUUUAGGGUCACAGCCAGUAUAGCAGCUAGACGGAUUUUUCUCACAUGAUGUGACCAAGUGCCAAUGUUCUGGACAACGAUGGCAACGGAGCUGGUCAGCAGAAUGUGAAGCUGGUAACUGGAGAAUACAUCACGCUGUUCAGGAACUGCUUGACUCUGCUGGUGAGGACUGGCCCAUCUCUUUCGACACAACUCGCAUACUGGGUACAGC